This is a messenger RNA of Podarcis lilfordi (Lilford's wall lizard), 174 nucleotides long. Lineage: Eukaryota; Metazoa; Chordata; Lepidosauria; Squamata; Lacertidae. The record is from the annotation of a GenBank genome assembly.
AUGCUACAGAACAGCCACGCGGUUGUGGGAGGGAGAUGGUCCGGGAAGAUGGUGAAUGGAAUCGGCGGCGGCAAAGAAAACCAGCUGGUGUCGCUGCUGUUGUCUCGCAUCCGGGUGAUCAUGAAGAGCUUGCCUGAGGUCUCCAACAUCAACCCGGACACCAUUUUCCUCACG